Marmota monax (woodchuck) is the source of this 3168-nucleotide messenger RNA. It is a transcript of the gene Gpm6b, whose product is annotated as glycoprotein M6B. Gene Ontology annotation, cellular component: plasma membrane; myelin sheath. Gene Ontology annotation, molecular function: structural constituent of myelin sheath. Gene Ontology annotation, biological process: central nervous system myelination; axon development. Bases 373 to 1359 code for a protein of 328 amino acids. The transcript has 8 exons. NCBI's taxonomy places the organism in Eukaryota, Metazoa, Chordata, Mammalia, Rodentia, Sciuridae. The record is from RefSeq and is a predicted model, not a curated record.
AGAAGAAGGGGAGGGAGCGAUCUUAAGACAGCAAGGAGGAAGAGCUGUGGGGGAGCAGGUCCUUCCCCUGGGAGCCACACAGAGCGGAGGCACAGUCGCGGGUGCAGAAUGGUUGUUUUAUAACUGGGAUCCUCGGUGACGUAUGGCUGCCUGUUCCUUGGCAGCUGUCUUUAUGGACCAGUAGGCAGAGCGAAAUUGACGCUGACAAGACUUUUGCAUCUUGGAAGGGACUGUAAUCUACUGUAGUGAAGAACAGAGCCUUUCAAUCAGGCGGGUGUAAAUAAGAGACGGAGGGGAGUCCAAAGAAAAGGAAGAGGAGGAAAAAAAAGUGUGUGUUGGGGGGAGCAGGGAAAAGCAUUUUUGGUGGAUGGUAUGAAGCCAGCCAUGGAAACUGCAGCCGAGGAAAAUACUGAACAAAGCCAAGAGAGAAAAGUGAACAGCAGAGCUGAAAUGGAAAUUGGCAGGUACCACUGGAUGUACCCAGGCUCAAAGAACCACCAGUACCAUCCUGUGCCAACCAUGGGGGACAGGGCUAGCCCCUUGAGCAGUCCAGGCUGCUUCGAAUGCUGCAUCAAGUGUCUGGGAGGAGUCCCCUAUGCUUCCCUGGUGGCCACCAUCCUGUGCUUCUCUGGAGUCGCCUUGUUCUGCGGCUGCGGGCAUGUGGCUCUCGCUGGCACGGUGGCCAUUCUGGAGCAACACUUCUCCACCAACACCAGUGACCAUGCCUUGCUGAGUGAAGUGAUACAACUGAUGCAGUAUGUCAUCUAUGGAAUCGCAUCCUUUUUCUUCUUGUAUGGCAUCAUUCUGUUGGCAGAAGGCUUUUACACCACCAGUGCAGUGAAAGAACUACAUGGGGAGUUUAAAACCACCGCCUGUGGCCGAUGCAUCAGUGGAAUGUUUGUUUUCCUCACCUAUGUGCUUGGAGUGGCUUGGCUGGGCGUGUUUGGUUUCUCGGCAGUGCCUGUGUUUAUGUUCUAUAAUAUAUGGUCAACUUGUGAAGUCAUCAAGUCACCGCAGACCAACGGGACUGCGGGUGUGGAGCAGAUCUGCGUGGAUGUCCGGCAAUAUGGUAUCAUUCCUUGGAAUGCUUUCCCGGGAAAAAUAUGUGGCUCUGCCCUAGAGAACAUCUGCAACACAAAUGAGUUCUACAUGUCCUAUCACCUGUUCAUUGUGGCCUGUGCUGGAGCUGGCGCCACCGUCAUUGCCCUGAUCCACUUCCUCAUGAUACUGUCUUCUAACUGGGCUUACUUAAAGGAUGCGAGCAAAAUGCAGGCUUACCAGGAUAUCAAAGCAAAGGAAGAACAGGAACUGCAAGAUAUCCAGUCUCGGUCAAAAGAACAACUCAAUUCUUACACAUAAAAUGUUUGCCAGAGUGUUUCUGCCGACGAUUUUACAGCUCUGACAAAUCAUCAGCUGCUCUGCAGUACAGAUGUGUAUCCCACCAAACUAAUGUAGAUGUACCAACAUUUCACUGUCUGUCUCAAGCUACUGGGAUGUAUCUCUAGGAAAACCUUCCAGUGGGUAAAUCUUUCUUUAGGACAAAUAUUGGAGGUUUCAUGUCAGCCAUUUUAAAAGGCAACACUUUUGACAAACUGUUCAUCCUUUGAAAAUUUGUGGCAUGUAUGUACUUAUUGCUAGAGCAGUUCUAUCAAGACAGGCAAUGGGAAUACAUCAUACUCCUUGAUAGGGACCUAUGACAUGCCAGCAUCAAGGGAUGUGACCAUAAAUUCACAUAUGCUAUCUGCCCUCAAAAAAUAAAAUCUACAUAGGAAAUAAAAUGGAAUUGGUGUAAAGUUCCAGUUCUGACAGCUGACAUUUAUUUAACUUGGGCUCAAAGAUAAUGUGAUUCCUAUGACUGACUUUAAAAAACAAAUUAGCACCCCUCAAUUCCAGGACCCAUUGAUUUCCUCAGCUAAUGAGAAACCUAUUUUUCAAAAAUACUACAAAACGAGAGCUUACAACAAUUGUGCUGAACCUAACACAGAAGAAGCUGAAUUCUGACUUGGUGACAAGCUUUCCAGAAUCAGUUUUAUAAUAGAUUUCAUUUACACAAUGAUAAUGACAGUUUUCAUUCUUCUUGGGAAAUAAGCAUCAGCUCUGCCUUAAUGAGUAUUUACCUGAAAUUUCUAAGAAUUUAUAUAACCAGAGGCCCCAAACUCCUUCACAGAAUUUUGUUCCAUAAAUAUUUUUAAGAAGUGUUACCUUAUUAAAAUGACCACCAUUCUAAACCAUUUGUAAGUGGUCUGAAUGGUGAGUUUACAGUUUCAUAGCAACUAUCUAAAACCUAACUGCAAAUUGACCACAGACCUCUAACCUCCUACUUUUAUAGACUUGAAUACAUAAUUUAAGUUAGGGUUGGUAUUUAUUUCAUUUCAAUUCUUAUCUUGGUUUCCUGGAAUAAUGUUUAAUGUUCGGCAAGAAAACUGCUUGAGUUUAAGCCAUUUCAAAAGAAAUUUGCCUUCUAAGUCAUUGUGUUCCAGAACAUUAAGUGACUAUAGGUACUGGGUUUUAGUGAUGGUAAACUUUGUGUUGUUCUUUUUGAAAUGAUCCAUAUAGCUAUUGGGUGCAUCAGUGCUUUUCAAAGGGGCUGCAUACUAUAGGGUUAACUAUGUAUAUUCAUGUUAAGAGUUAACUUGUGAUUUGGCUGUUUCCUGGAUUUAAAAACAUACAUGUGCAGAAAUGUAUUCAAAUGAAAGGAAGCAUACCUUUAUCAAGAUGCUAUUAAAAUUGAACAUCAAGUAUAAUAUUUCAUUUGGAUUUUUUUUUUUUUGGUUCAUGCCUAAAAAUGCCUAUUUGGAUUUUUGUUUUUUAAAUUGGAAGAAGCUCUCUUCUGUGUAGAACAGUUCCAAAGUAGCUUAGUGUUUUGUUUUCCUGUUGCAUGACAGACUUAAAUAUUUUUUUUCCAGCAGUGAGGGUGCUGUUAGAGUCCAGUGUUUUAGAAGAGGCAGUGUCUAAAGCCUAAUUUUACUUUUCUAAUUCUGGUAGCUAUUACCAGGAAUUUUUGAAAGUUUUGUUGAAGUAGUCUAAUAUUUUUUAUGUAAAGAGCAUUAAAUUUUGCUAUGUAUAAAUUUUUGUAACCUAACAGUGAAUCAAUAUUUUCUAUCAGUGCCAAGGGCUUCCUGUAGUUCUAUUCAAGUGUUACAAUAAAUAUUUGUAGAUAAUAGUCAA